AUGUGUCGGGCGUUCAUCCAUUUUUUGCUUCUCUGGCUGUGUGUUCUGGGUGUUUGGGGAAAUUUUCAAGUGGACGAUAGUGAUGCAGAUUUGACCACUCUGCAGUUACUAAGAAAGUAUGGAUACCGAGCUCGACCGUACACCGUGACGACCUCAGACGGAUACAGAUUGACUCUUCACCGAAUGUUCCAAAAGGGUGGCUAUGAUCGUCUGCUACUUCCCGUACUCGUCGUGCACGGACUACUGGGAAGUUCAUCCGAUUUCAUAAUAGCUGGACCAGAACAUGGACUGGGGUAUCAGUUGGCCAACGAUGGGUUUGACGUAUGGCUAGCUAAUACACGUGGCAACCGUUACUCUCGAGAGCACUUGCACCUUUCUCCGGCGGAUAGUGAAUUUUGGGAGUUUUCUUGGCACGAAAAGGCGAUCUACGAUCUACCGGCAAUGAUCGAUUUUAUUCUAAACGAAACAUCAACCACACAGUUGUACUACAUCGGAUAUUCACAGGGUUCCACAGAAUAUUACGUUCUGACCAGCUUUCGUCCUGAAUAUAAUCAUAAAAUUCGGUACGCACAUACCCUAGCUCCGGCUGUGACGCUGCACGACAUACGUAGUCCUGUGGUACGGGCGGCGGUAGAUAACUCAGCAUCGCUCAUUUCUUUGGGCCGAAGACUCAACGUGGUCGAAUUGCUUCCGUGGUCAGCACAACAGAAUACACUGAUACGGAUGUCUUGUGCGGUAAACACUCCAGGGAGUCAGUGUGAAACCUUCGCUGCAAAUCUGUUCGGACCACAUCCUGAGUCAUAUGACAAGCAAAUCCUACAACUCUUGUUUGCUCAUUGUCCGUCUGGAGCCUCGCGGAAGGAGUUAGAGCAUUUCAAUCAGGUCGUGUACAGCGGAAUCUUCCGGCCAUUCGAGAGGGACGGUAUCGAGUGUAUCCACCAACCGUACAAUCUGAGUGCAUCCAGUGCUCCGGUGUCCAUCUUCUACGGACUUAACGACUGGAUUGUGCACCCAAAAAACAUGAACCGUUUGGCUGUCUUAUUACCGAAUCUAAGGGAAUUGGCCGCGGUUGGUGGAAAAAAGUUUAAUCACGUCGAUUUUAUCAUUGGUAAACGGGUUAGGACAGCUGUGUAUCAUAAAAUAUUACAAAACCUUCGCAAUGAUUCACGAGCGUACCAGCGGCUUCCAGUCAUGAGUUAA
Anopheles aquasalis is the source of this 1200-nucleotide messenger RNA. Its product is annotated as lipase 1-like. Lineage: Eukaryota; Metazoa; Arthropoda; Insecta; Diptera; Culicidae. The record is from RefSeq and is a predicted model, not a curated record. Gene Ontology annotation, molecular function: hydrolase activity, acting on ester bonds.